Molecule: messenger RNA, 1881 nt
Organism: Entelurus aequoreus (snake pipefish)
Lineage: Eukaryota; Metazoa; Chordata; Actinopteri; Syngnathiformes; Syngnathidae
Gene: stk25b
Product: serine/threonine kinase 25b
Exons: 11
Coding region: 371-1642 (423 amino acids)
Biological process (GO): protein phosphorylation
Molecular function (GO): protein kinase activity; ATP binding
Source: RefSeq, a predicted model, not a curated record
CUUCGCUCAAGCCAUUAUUUUGUCCUCAAGCUACUGAACAACGGGCUGGACGCGUCGUGAAAUGAAUUAAAAUAGCCAACACAGGAGGAUUAUUAUUCGUUUUGUCCACCAUUGCGGACAUGAAUGGAAUGUCUCAGUGAAUAACUCGGUGGGUAGCAGGGCUGUUGGCUCCUCCGCUGGACUUGGAGGCCGAAGACGGAGUGACAGCCCAGUUAAAAGAAGCAGCCUGCUGGGUGUUUAUCUUGUUGGCUAGCCACCUAGCUAGCUUCCUAGAAAUUCACGAGGAGAGGAACAUUACUUAAAGGACAUAUUGAUACUCUCUGAAAUAUAUAACAGUGGCCUUCCUUGGGAUAUUCUACGUGAAGAAAACAUGGCACACCUACGAGACAUGCAAAACCAGAAUUCCCGGUUGGAUCCUGAAGAGUACUUCACCAAGCAAGAGCGCAUCGGGAAGGGUUCCUUUGGAGAGGUCUACAAAGGCAUCAACAACCGCACGAAAGAGGUGGUGGCCAUUAAAAUCAUUGACCUGGAAGAGGCGGAGGACGAGAUCGAAGACAUUCAACAGGAGAUCACGGUGCUGAGCCAGUGUGACAGUCCGUUUGUCACUAAGUAUUAUGGCUCUUACCUGAAGGGGACCAAGCUUUGGAUUAUCAUGGAAUAUUUAGGAGGAGGAUCUGCAUUGGAUCUGCUCCGCCCAGGGCCUCUUGAAGAGACAUACAUUGCCACAAUAUUGCGGGAAAUCUUGAAAGGGUUGGAAUAUUUGCACUCGGAAAGGAAGAUUCACAGAGACAUUAAAGCUGCCAACGUGCUCUUGUCAGAGCAGGGCGAUGUGAAACUGGCAGAUUUCGGUGUGGCAGGACAGUUGACAGACACUCAAAUUAAGAGGAACACAUUUGUGGGCACACCUUUCUGGAUGGCGCCAGAAGUCAUCAAACAGUCGGCCUACGACUUCAAGGCCGAUAUUUGGUCGCUGGGUAUUACGGCCAUCGAGCUGGCGAAAGGAGAACCUCCCAACUCUGACUUACACCCCAUGAGGGUCCUCUUCCUCAUUCCUAAAAAUACUCCACCAACCCUGGACGGACCUUACAGCAAGCCUUUCAAAGAAUUUGUGGAGGCCUGUCUCAACAAAGACCCCCGUUUUAGACCAACAGCCAAGGAACUGCUGAAGCACAAAUACAUCACCCGCUACACCAAGAAGACGGCCUAUCUAACUGAGCUCAUCGACCGCUACCGCCGCUGGAAGUCCGAAGGUCACGGGGAUGAGUCCAGCUCUGAUGACUCUGACAUGGACGGUGACGGCGACGUGGAUUCCUGCCCCAUGUGGACCUUCCCCACCGUCAGACCCAGCACUAUGAACAAGUUACAGCAGGGCUACACACACACCGACUCAGAGUCAGGAGAUUCCGUGAAGAGGCAACCUAAGUCACAGUGCCUGUCGGCCUUGGUCACACCCAUCUUCAGAGAGCUGAGGGACAAGCGGCGAGCGAGCGGCGGCGGAGUCGGCGCCAUUGAGGAGCUGGAGAACGCUUUCAACCUGGCAGAGGAAUCAUGCCCCGGCAUCUCAGACCGCCUUGUCACGCACAUGAUGGAGAGCGUGUGCAGGUUUUCUUUCAACGGUAACAGCACGCCAUCUUCACGAUGAAAACACCCACUGAAUGUUAAGCCCCGCCCCCUUCUGUCUUCUAAUCAUGUCCCCAAAACUCCGAAAAGGACCUGAGCAGCCCCAAUCUUCCUUCUGCUUUUACAAAUAUUUUAUGUAGUUCUGAAAUAUUUCUACAGUUUUUUCCUUUGAGAGCGGAGAGUAUUUAAGACACACAAAGCCAUGAAAGUUAGCACGUUGUGUACCUGUUAGACUGAAAAGGUAUAAUAAAUUGAAUGAAA